AUGGCUUUUGGCCAUAGGCGAUCAUUGCUACCAGUCUUCUUUCUCUGCUGCCUUCGAAUCUGCUGCACGGAGCAUGAGCAAGACUCUGAUGUGAACUGUUAUCAAUCCUCAGCAUCAACCUACACCUUCGUGAAGCACGCAGUGCAGGCACCGCCGGUGUCGUACUAUGACUACAUCAUAGUCGGCGGUGGGACGGCAGGCUGCCCACUGGCCGCAACCCUGUCGGAGAAGCACAGCGUGCUGCUGCUGGAGAGAGGUGGCUCGCCUUACGGAAACAGAAACAUAACAGAGCUGGCAUACUUCAGUCAGAACCUGGCCGACACCUCGCCGGCCUCGCCCUCCCAACGCUUCCUCUCCGAGGACGGGGUCAUCAACGCGCGCGCUCGGGUGCUCGGGGGAGGGAGCUGCCUCAACGCAGGGUUCUACACGCGCGCCAGCCCCGAGUACGUGAGGGACGUCGGCUGGGACGGGGCGUUGGUGAACCAGUCCUACCAGUGGGUGGAGAAGAUGGUAGCCUUCGAGCCGCCGAUGCUUCAGUGGCAGUCGGCGGUCAGGGACGGGCUUCUGGAGGCUGGCAUUACGCCCUACAACGGCUUCACGUACGACCACAUGUACGGGACAAAGAUCGGGGGAACCAUUUUUGACAGAGACGGGCACCGGCACACCGCUGCCGAUCUGCUCCAGUACGCGAAUCCCGACGGACUGAUGGUUCUUCUGCAUGCCACGGUAGGAAGGAUCUUGUUCCGGCAAACAGGUAAUGGAGGAGCGGCAAGACCGGUAGCUCAUGGAGUUGUGUUCCACGACGCGGCGGGCGUGAGGCACAGGGCGUACUUGAACAAUGGUGCGAAGAAUGAGAUCGUAGUGUGCGCGGGGGCAGUGGGGAGCCCUCAGCUACUCAUGCUGAGUGGCGUCGGCCCGAGGGAUCACCUCGAGUCACUGGCCAUCGACGUCGUGGUGGACCAGCCCAUGGUGGGGCAGAGUAUGUCGGACAAUCCCAUGAACGCCAUCUUUGUUCCUUCUCCAACGCCGGUGGAGGUCUCCCUCAUACAAGUCGUCGGCAUCACCAGGUUUGGGAGCUUCAUCGAGGGGGCCAGCGGAUCCAACUUCGCUUCACACUACUCCCAAAUCACUCGCGAACUCAGAUUUGGCAUGUUUUCUGCUCAGGUACCUACUUAAAGCUGAUCUGAAACUUGUACGUGCGUACCAGUACAUCAGUCUCAGAUGAUGCACGAACACAUUGAGCAUAUGUUUCCGCUGCAGACUGGCCAAAUAUUCACAAUCAAUGACAUGAACGACCUUCCUGCUGCGUCGUCCUCCAUGAGAGGAGGGUUCAUACUAGAGAAGAUCAUGGGCCCCCUCUCCACAGGUCAUCUUGAUCUCAAGAACAAGAACCCGGAUGACAACCCCUCUGUCACCUUCAACUACUUCAAGGAACCCGAGGAUCUACAAAGGUGCGUCAAAGGCAUAGAGACGAUCGAGAAGGUGAUACAGUCGAAAGCCUUCUCUAGGUUCAGGUUCCAGUAUAUAUCGACGGAAGAGCUACUCAGAAUGACCUUAAACUUCCCCAUGAACUUACUGCCGAAGCAUGACAACGCCUCCAAGUCCUUGGAGCAGUUCUGCAAGGACACAGUGAUGACCAUAUGGCACUACCAUGGAGGUUGCCAAGUCGGCCAAGUGGUCGACAAGGAUUACAAAGUUGUCGGCGUGGAUGCACUCCGAGUAGUGGAUGGAUCCACGUUCAACUUCUCCCCUGGCACAAAUCCUCAGGCCACAGUCAUGAUGCUUGGCAGGUACAUGGGGAUCAAAAUCCAAACUGAGAGACGGGAAACAGAUGAUGAAGUACGGAGGAAAUCCUGA
Molecule: messenger RNA, 1857 nt
Organism: Musa acuminata AAA Group (dessert banana)
Lineage: Eukaryota; Viridiplantae; Streptophyta; Magnoliopsida; Zingiberales; Musaceae
Product: protein HOTHEAD-like
Exons: 4
Molecular function (GO): flavin adenine dinucleotide binding; oxidoreductase activity, acting on CH-OH group of donors
Source: RefSeq, a predicted model, not a curated record